UUUCACUCUGUGCGUGUCGGUAGGCUAUCUUACCAAAUCAAAACAAACAAAGUAGUUUUCGAUACUUUCUCUGUCAAACGUGACUUCAUUUUUUAUUCAGUGCGAACCAUUUUCAAGUGGAAAAAAAUGGAAAUUUUGGGAAAUAUAAAAACAUACGACUGGGGAAGUCUUGGUAGUCAAUCAAAAGUUGCUCAAUUAGCUCUAAAAAAUGAUGAGAAUUUUGCAAAGGAAUUUAACGAAUCAACACCAUAUGCUGAACUAUGGAUGGGAGAUCAUGUUAGCGGCCCUUCGCUAAUUAAAGCUACCGGCGAGUCAAUUUCAAAAAUUAUCGAAAAUGACAAUUCAUCAAUUGGCGGCACAAAAUCUUUACCAUUUUUAUUCAAAGUGUUGAGCAUCACGAAACCGUUGAGCAUUCAAGUACAUCCGAAUAAGGAACAAGCCGAACGAUUACAUGCAAGUCGACCAGAUGUGUAUAAAGAUCCAAACCACAAACCAGAAAUAUCAAUUGCGUUAACCGAUUUCUUGGCACUUUGCGGUUUUCGAACACCAACGGAACUCUACAACUUGCUAAAAAAAUAUCAGCCGUUGACUGAUUUGAUUGGAGGUGAUACCAUUGAUGAAUUACAAAAGCAACCAAACAAUGAGUCCAUCAAGAUGUGUUACACAAAACUGAUGCACUCGCCCCAAGAAGAAAUUGUAAAAUGUAUCGCCGAAUUGUCAUCGAUUUUCAAGGAAGGAAAGGAGGAUGCUACUUUAACAAAAGUCUUCGAUCAUUGUAACCAUUAUUUUCCUAAUGACAUUGGAGUAUUGUCGAUUUUCUUCUUAAACAUUGUCCAAAUGAAACCGGGUCAAGCAAUAUUCUUGGCAGCCAAUGUUCCGCACGCUUACCUCUCUGGCGAUUGUAUUGAAUGCAUGGCAUGCUCUGAUAAUGUCAUCCGCGCUGGUCUAACGCCAAAAUUCAAAGAUGUCGAAACCCUGUUGGAAAUGCUUGACUUCACUGGGAAUACUGUGGAAGAGAAAUUCUUCCAAUCCAUUCCAGUCGGUCCAUAUUCGGAACUAUUCAAACCGCCAGUGAAAGAUUUUGCUGUUAUUCAAGUUAAAGUGCCGAAUAGCGUUCAAAACUAUUGCAUUGAAAAUCGAUCAAAUGGUUCCAUUAUCAUUGUUCUGAAGGGAAACGCUUCGGCUGCAUUUAAAGGACGUGAAUUAUUCGAGUUGAAAGAAGGUUCAAUUGUUUUUGUACCAGCUUGCAUUAAAAGUGUCGGUUUGACUUUCAAUCAUUCUGACCAAGACGGAUUCAUUGCAUAUCAGGCUCUUUAUAAUGACUUUUAAACUGGACGCAAUCCUACCUCUUGAACUCAACGGAUAUCAAAUGAAAUAUAUUGAAAUUAACCGAAUUUUAUAUUUAUAUUAAAAAAAAAUUAUUCUAAUUUCGUGAUGCAAUUUUCAUCACAAAGCCAAAUCAACGGGCGAGAUUUAAUUACAACAACUUCUCCAUACAAAAAUAUAUGUUGCUCUUUUAUUUUCAACUGAAUUUAUAUAUAAGAUAAAAAAAACGUAAGCAUAUUAUCUUUCUGUAGUUAAAUUAUUUUGGCAGAUGAAAUUAAAUUUUAUCAAAAUUAUAUUUUGUCACAGAUAAAAUAAAGGCUGUAUAAAAUUAU
Messenger RNA from Contarinia nasturtii (swede midge), 1658 nucleotides. RefSeq names its product mannose-6-phosphate isomerase (gene Mpi). The record is from RefSeq and is a predicted model, not a curated record. NCBI's taxonomy places the organism in Eukaryota, Metazoa, Arthropoda, Insecta, Diptera, Cecidomyiidae. The coding region runs from base 127 to 1329 and encodes 400 amino acids. The transcript is spliced from 4 exons. Gene Ontology annotation, biological process: carbohydrate metabolic process; GDP-mannose biosynthetic process. Gene Ontology annotation, cellular component: cytosol. Gene Ontology annotation, molecular function: mannose-6-phosphate isomerase activity; zinc ion binding.